AAGCAGGCAGUCGGUCUGAGGCAGCAUUGUGAUUGCGGACGUCAGGCGGGAGAGAAGAUCGACAUACCAGCCGCGGUUUUUGAAAACAAGAAUUCACCGCAGCUGCACAAAUGGAGAAUGUGACAGGUGGUUUGCAGGACAACUCCAGUCGGUGCGAGUCCAUCGAUGACUUCCGUAACCAGGUCUACUCAACAGCCUACUCCCUCAUCACAGUUCUAGGCCUGGUUGGGAAUGGCUUUGCCCUGGUGGUGCUUAUCAGAACGUAUCGCCAGAGCUCGCCCUUUCACGUCUACAUGCUGAACCUGGCUGUGUCUGAUCUGCUGUGCGUUAUGACGCUGCCGCUGCGAGUUCUCUACUAUGUCAGAAAGGGAGACUGGCACGAGGGGGACUUUCUCUGUCGUAUCAGCUCUUACGCCCUCUAUGUAAACCUCUACUGUAGUAUUUACUUCAUGGCAGCUAUGUCUUUCACACGUUUCUUGGCUAUUGUUUUCCCUGUGCAGAACCUGCGGCUGGUGACAGAGAACCGUGCACGCCUUGUUUGUGGUGCUAUCUGGGUAGUGAUCUGUCUUUUAUCCUCACCCUUCCUGAUAUCUGGCCAGAAGUUUGAUCCGGUAACGAAUAAAACCAAAUGCUUCGAGCCACCUCCACCCGGGAAAAGCUUGAAAAAACUAAUCGCGCUGAACUAUGUGUCGCUGAUGGUGGGCUUUGUCCUGCCCUUUCUGGUCAUCAUACUUUGCUACGCUGGCAUAGUCCGAACCCUGCUUUCCCGCACCCACGCUGCCCGCCGUCAGCGGGGCACAGGCACCAGAGCCAUCCGGAUGAUUGUCAUCGUCCUGCUGACCUUUCUGGUCAGCUUCAUGCCUUACCACGUGCAGCGCACCGUGCACCUGAACUUUCUGUCUCGGGGGGACACUACCCACUGCGAGAACGUUUCCAUGCAGAAGUCGGUGGUGGUGACGCUGUGCCUGGCUGCUGCCAACUCCUGUUUCGAUCCGCUGCUUUACUUCUUCUCUGGGGAGGGUUUCCGCAACCGGCUGUCCUCGCUGCGCCAAUCCAUGAAGGCAAGCACCAUGCAACGCACAGACAGGCGAAAGCCCAUCACAGCUUCAGAGUCAGGGGAAAACCAACAGCUGAAGACCGGUUAAAUGGCACCACCAAGACAAGUUGUCAACGAGAACAUUUUAUCAGGCUUAGAGUGACUAGUGCUCUCACGCCGACAAAAGACAGAAGUUUAAAAAUGUUGACAGUUUUAAGUAUUUAAACAGAAUGUCUCCAGAGGAUGAUCCUCACGUAAGUUGAUAUUUAUUAUGUCAAAGUAUUUGUCAAAUAUUUAAGUGAUGUUAUGUAUUUCCAGUAUAAUGUAGCCUGUUGUGUUCUAAAGGUUGUGGUGUAAAUGCAAAUAUAUAUGUUAUGUCAGUGCAUGAAUGUAUUUAUAUGAUGGUGUAGUAGGCUAUGACUUUUUAUUUGAAGGCUCAAGAAGGUCAAGGUUCGAACUUUGUAACUUGCAUAUGAAGGGUUAACCUCUGCCUCAUGGUGAAUACUGUAGAAAGAGCAGUGUGGUAAAGACUGUAGGUAUUUACUUUCCUUUGUAAUUAUUCUACUUACUUUGAUUUCUGGUUUUUCAGUGCGAGUUAUCAUUUCCUGUCUUAGUUUAUGUGUUUUGGUUUACUAUGAGAUUUCUACACAUUUUGGACAUUUCUUUUUUUUUUUUAAAUGUAUAAAUAGUGAUAAAUAUUUCACAUUUUUUACAGUGUACUCUGGAGGAAGGUUUGUGGAUGUAGAGGGUACCUCUAAGCAAUAGUUGACAUUUUGGGAGAUUAAGAACGUACUCAUGUGAAACUGCAGCCAAAUGACUGGAAAGGGGAGUAAAUAGCUUGCAUGUUGCUCUCAGGUAACACAUCCACCUACAGGUGUCUGUAAGGCUCACUACUCAGUGCACAUAUUUAAUCCCUCUAAUGUUUACAGCUUUAGCUUUAUGCUGAAUUAAACAUCACUGUCACAUAGCAACAU
Pelmatolapia mariae (spotted tilapia) is the source of this 2010-nucleotide messenger RNA. It is a transcript of the gene cysltr1, whose product is annotated as cysteinyl leukotriene receptor 1. Gene Ontology annotation, biological process: G protein-coupled receptor signaling pathway. Gene Ontology annotation, molecular function: leukotriene receptor activity. Bases 111 to 1145 code for a protein of 344 amino acids. The record is from RefSeq and is a predicted model, not a curated record. Gene Ontology annotation, cellular component: plasma membrane. Lineage: Eukaryota; Metazoa; Chordata; Actinopteri; Cichliformes; Cichlidae. The transcript is spliced from 2 exons.